Harpia harpyja (harpy eagle) is the source of this 1605-nucleotide messenger RNA. RefSeq lists its product as uncharacterized. Lineage: Eukaryota; Metazoa; Chordata; Aves; Accipitriformes; Accipitridae. The record is from RefSeq and is a predicted model, not a curated record. The transcript has 8 exons. The coding region runs from base 706 to 1605 and encodes 299 amino acids.
CUCGAGGGUGGCUUUGGUAGCCCAGGCCUCUAGCCGCUGCCCAGGUCAAAGGGCGGGAUCCCCUUCCCCAAAACACUACUGAUGCCUGCCUUUUGCCCCCAGGCCUCUCCGGGGCACAGGGCGGGCUUCUUGGAGGCUGGGGGUGGUCAAGAACGCAGCCGGGCAGCCCCGGCGCUGCGAGUGCUUGCUCAGGGCGAGGGGUGGCUUGAGCGCACUCCGCUGUUGCCUCCGGGGGCAGGGGAGUGCUGGAUGGUUGUCCAUUGCUGACUCAGAGCACGGCAUCCUUUCCUUUGCUUUCCAGAAAUCUGCAAAGUCUGGGCUGGCGCAUCUAGGUACAUCCGGCGACAGCUCUUGCAGAAGAGGGCGGUGGAGAUCGGCGUUGGGACAUUUGCACUUGUCCCAGCGCGUGCCACGGUGGGAGAGGACACGGCUUUGCCCGUUGAGAGACCCGUGUUCCGGCCGUGCAGGUUUCUGAAGAAAUUUUACAAGCUCAAGUGUGCAAAGGCCAAAAUUCCUGACGAGACGCCGUUCGUUCAGCUGGACUUUGAGCAGAUUGCCGCCGAGAUCCACUUCCGCCGAGAAAUCGUGGAGCGGUGCAUACACGAGACCCUGCUUUUCUUCGCUGGGGCCCUCCGAGACAACAAGGAGGUGGAAUUCUCCUUCAAGGGCAUUGGCAUCCUUGCCGUGCGAAGAAAAGUGGUCAGCAUGACCUUCUUGGAUGACUGCCUGCUGGAGCUGGACGGCACGGGCAACAUGCUGGCAGCUCUUCUCGGGGACUCCAAGAUGAUGCGUACCGUGGCCUUCGCGGGCAAAAACGAUUUUAGUCGGCUCAGUCGAGACGAGGUCAUCACGCUGCCAAGGCUUGCAGUUGAGACCCCCCACCAACCGUCGGCCCCUGCGAUUUCUCUGAAGCCCAGGAGAGAGCCGGCGCCUUGGGGCGGGGGUGCCCGCAGAGUGAGCGUGCUGGACCCGGUGUUCCUGGCUCAGCGGAGGGUUUCUCUAGCCAGGCAGCGGGCGAAGGAAGGCGAGCGGGCGAAGGAAGGCGAGCGGGCGAAAGCCAAGGAAGCUGGCCAGGCCAGAGUCCUGCCAGUAAUCCGGGAGAAGUCCCAGGAGGAGCUGAAGCAGCCCAGACCUCCAGCUCAGCCGCGGUUGCAGCUCCCUGCGUGUGUUCCGCAGCCUUCGGGAACGGGAACGGGCUCGCUCCGUGCCGAGAGGGCAGAAAAACGGCUCCGGCUGCUGAUGGCAUCCAAGCGCCGAGAGGUGGAAGCGGACGUGUGGCGCCAAUACCAUGCCAACAGAGCGGGGUGGAACACGGAGCGAGGCCAGGUAUGGCAUGCACUUCCCAGCCCCCAGGAAAAGGGCAUUUCCCCUCCCCGCUCCCCGGGAGGGGAGCAGGGAAGGUCUCCCGGCACGGGCACGGCAGCAGUGCUGUGGCCAACUGGCCAGGCAGGGGCCUUCUGUCUGCCCGCUGCCCUGCACGUUGCCCUGCAAGAGGAGCUGUCCCUACGGCCCCAGGCCGAAGCGUGCAGUUGGCUGUGGCACGGGCAGUCUGUUGCGUGCCCAUACCUCUCUGCGAGGGCUCAGCCCCACCGCCCGGAAGACUAA